CAGCGUGCACAUCGCAUUUGACCACCACCAACUCUAGGCCAGUCGGCUUACAACUGCUGACACAGUCGGUAGUUGCGCGAUUCGUGGUAUUUCUAUAGCGGUUGGCAUCGCUCUUGCGUUUUACAACAAUCUUGCAUUCUCGAUAUUUUUCACGUUUGAUCGCGCGAAGUCUCCAUUUGAUUUCAUUCGAUUGUUCGGUUUUCUUUUGAUUGUUUGGUUUGUCUUAAAACGAAGUUUGUCGGUCCCAGUUAAAAAAAAAAAAGCCGAAUACAAGGAUAAAAUAAGAAGAAACCAUAGAUGACAACCGAAGUUGGCGAAUCACGAUCGAAACAUAGUAGGAGGAACGACACAUCGGAUGUUCCUCGAGAUGAGAACGCGAGGAGCGCACCGAAGGACGAGAGGACAACCGAGGCGAAUACGCGAAAUUUAUGAGACUUUCAGAGAGUAAACUGCGAACUGCGCCGAUUUCCGACACAUUCCUUCAUCGAACACCUGUGUCCCACAUUCGGAUUCCACGUUGGACGCGUCGUGGCAAUGGUGAACCAUCGAUCACAAGCUUUAUCAUUCUUUCCAUCGUCGAUCCUUCGCCGGAAACGGACUCCUCCCUUUUUGCAUUUGACGUGUUCCGAUACAAUCGCGUCUCGAUGCACGAAAUUUCUAAGAAUCGCGAACGAUUAAAAAUGGUCGCGAGUGCAGUGUCUAUGGUGAACUUUAAAAACCAACAGAUUUUUAGCCAAAUUUCGUUGCAAUUCGACGGAAAGAUUUCGAUUUCCAUAGACUUGCCUCGAUCACGACGCAAUUGUUCAAUUUUCGAUUGAUUUCGCUUGUGAGAAAACUCGUUUCCAUGGAGAACCUUAACAUUUGUAUAAUCACGUAAAUUCGUAAUUUUCACGACAUUCGAAGAAACAGAAAUUUAGCCAAACUUUUUUAACGAAAAAAAAAAAAAAAAAAAAAGAAGAAAACAGAAUGAGGACAGAGAUACGUUUGAUUUGACGCGUGUCGAUUACAAAAUUUUCGAUCGACAAGAGAGAGGCGGGUCGGCAACGAUUUUGGUGGUCAUUUUCCAUCAAAUCUGAUAAUAUCGCGGACCGUUUCUUUUGCUCUUCGUAGCGUUGUUAUCUGUAUCAGCCUGUUGCGUGUGUCAACGAAUGAUAAGAAACGAUAAGAAUAACACUUCGUUAAUUUUCUUUAUCGUUUAUCUAUUAGCCGUCGGGUAAUUUUUACAUAUUCAAUCAGUUUCAUUGUUGUACUCUACGGGCAUAGUUCUUCAAGUAAUAAAGGUACACUCUAUUUAACGUUUACGUUCCUCUAAAUUACUUGAAAGUAUUUUAAGUCCAAGGAAAACGUUCAUUUUCAUUCUAGGUUACGUGACUCGCAGAAAAAUUUAUCUAUAACUUUAGUGCAUAAUCGAUCCAUUACCUUUGAAUAAUAUAUUAUAAGUGCUUUUUCUGAGUCGUGAAAUAUUCAAAAAGUUACGAUAGUUGUAGCGUAACUAAUUGUAUAUCUAGUGUUCUUAAUAGACUACUAUCACAAGCAAUACAUUUGCUCAUCAUUCGUUACCUCUACAUGACUCAUUAACUGUUCGUUAGAAUACUUUGCACAUUUCAUUUAAACUCUCUUCAAGAUCAAUUCAGCUGGUUUCUCGAACGUAACAAACGUAUUUUUGACUGCGCGACCAAGAAAAAAAAAAAAAAAAAGAAAGAAAGAGGAACCAACGAUACGUCGGGAUUUUUGUUAGUUAAAAAUUAAAAUCGGCAAGACACAGAAAAACAGAUGAGAACGAUCUCGUCAAUGAAAAUCACGCAACAUUCUUUUUCAGCAACGAGACAAAAUUCGAAACAAAACGAAUAACCAUAGAUGACCGAUAUGAAAUUAUGGGUGAUUGGAAAAAACAGCUUGGUCGUCCUUACGAUCUUCACGAUCGCUCUGUACGUUCUGUUUUUCUGCUUCGACUGGAGCGACGACGAUCAUUUACGCUUCAGGCAAGUCUUUGACGAGGAUCUACGAUACGCGAAAACGGCGAAGAAAAUCCUAUUUUGGACCAAGAUGUUCAGCAACGAGACAUUUUACAUGGGCACAGGCUACAUCGCCCGCGAUUGCCCUAUGAACAAUUGUUACGCGACUAACAAGAGAAAUGUGGUGAAUCUGACGGACUUCGACGCAGUUUUAUUUCAUGGAAACGAUCUUGAUCUGAAAAAUUUGCCAAAGAACAGGAGUCCACGGCAGUGGUAUGUUUUCGUGAAUCUGGAAAGCCCGGCCAACAGGCCGAUAACUAACCACUUUUACGAGGAUUUCUUUAACAUCACGAUGACAUACAGAUUGGACAGCGAUAUCGUGUGGACUUAUGCAGUCGUUAAGGAUGCUCGUACCAACGUAAAUGUGGCGCCUAGCAGAAAUGUGAAUUGGAGCGCCUUUUACGCUGGGUCAGGUGACCGAACGAUCGUCGACGAUGUGGACGCGUCGUUGUCGAAGACGAUUCGAGGCAAGACGAAGCCGAUAAUCUGGUUCGUGAGCAACUGUAUAGCAAAAAGCGGCCGGAAAGAGUACGUGAACGAACUGUCCAAGCACAUACCGGUCGACGUUUAUGGAAAAUGCGGCAACAUGUCUUGUCCCCAUAACCAGGAUUGCUUCGCACGGGUCGCGGAACCUGGCUAUUUUUUUUACCUGUCAUUCGAGAAUUCGUUGUGCGACGAUUACGUAACCGAGAAGCUGUACAAUAGCCUCAGAUACAACGUGGUUCCCAUCGUUUAUGGUGGCGCCAAUUACAGCCGUUAUGCUCCACCACGAUCUUACAUAGACGUGUUCGACUUCGACACGCCAAAGAGUCUGGCCGAAUAUCUAAAGAAGCUAAUCAAAAAUCCGCGAAAGUACAGCGAGUACUUCGCUUGGAAAACGUAUUACAAGAUCGAGGAUGGCGUUCAUCAAGGUAUAUGCAAUCUCUGCGAGUUUCUUCAUAAGCAGAAAGAGCCACGAACGCAAAACUUUUUGUCUGAUUGGUUCAGCCGGUCGAAAUGUCACCUCCAGGAAUUUUUACGUAAUCACAGCUACCUUACAGGGUCUAUUUUCAAAGACUGAUUUAGCGCACAUUUCUGACAUAUCACCGUGCAAAUUUAAGUUAUCGUAAAAUACGUUUAGUUUACGACUGUCGAAUUUAUUUGAGCAUUAAGAUUUUAUCAGGGUUAUAUACAUUACAUACAGGCUCGCAAAAGCGAUUUUAACGCUUGCCAUGGAGAACUUUAAUGUCCACAGACAUAUACAUAUAUUUUUAUUGGUUUCCUUAUCAACGUUCCACUUCUAUACAUAUAACACAUCUAAAAUACGAUAUAGAAAAAGCAUAUUACAUGUCCCAUAUUAAACAUUUUCAAUUAUUUCUCUAAUGAGACACGACUAUUAUCGUGAUUAUAUCGAAACUACACUUACGUUUAUUGAAAAUACACAUUUACUAUUAGUAGAAGAUUAGUACACGGCGUGAAUAGUCGUCUAAAACGUGUAGUUAGUGGUAAAGAUGAUCUCUGUAAAUGUCGUGUCUUACUAUAAUAUAACGAACAAUUUAACAUUUCUGCGAUCUUUGAAAAGUGUAUGCGAUUACAAUAAAUAUCUUAUAAUUUUUAUACACGUUCCGGGAUUUGUUGCAAACUUUACCAGCAUAUCAUGACAAUGGAAGCACCGCUAACGAAAUUUUCUAAUGUUUCGUAUAAUACGACAUAUUCGUGAAAGGUGUCUGAAAGUGUUCGAGUAUUGUCGAAAACUUGUAUAAAUGCGACGAAUUGCUAGAUUUGUAUUAUAGUUAGCGCAGUGUGAAUGAUAUCGAAAUAUGUAAAAUAUCGAUCAACGGUUUCUGCCAUCAGAGCGAAAUUCGUAAAAAACUGGAAUCUCGUCUUACGAUCAAUUGAAACAAAAUCGAUGAACGAUAGACAAGACACGGAUCCGGUUCUGUGUUAGAUACGCGUUAGCCGCGUGAACGAUUCCGAACCAAUUUAUUUCAAACGCAGUUAUCUAUCUGCGUCAUUCAGCAUUAUUCGUAAUUUGGUAUAAUUAGAAUGGUUCAUUCAUAAUUUAAAGAAUUAACGCGAACCUCGUAUCUACCGUUAUAUUACUUGCCAUAAAUAUUCACCGAUCGAAUCGGUAUACAAGUGCUCCGAAGAUCGAUGAUUUUCAUAAUUUAUUUCGCCGUACUGGUCUACCUUCGAUUCCGAGUUCACUGAAGUGGCAAUUAAACGAUCGAACGUUUUAAAAUGAAGAAUUUAUUAUUUUUCAAACAUUCGUUAACCUGCGAAACCGACAGCGAGAAAAAUUGUAAUUAAUUAAUUUGAAACUUGUAACCAUCUAUGAGCAUUCUCAGGCUGGAAACGAUGUAUUGUCAAGUGAUUCGUAAAAACGAUGUACCGUUCGAUUCGCAGAGUUCGUUUAGAAUCACUUAUCAGGCGACGGACUAUUUUUAGCAAACCAUUCAUACAACACCUAUAAGAUAAAGCCUGGUAUUAACGAACGAUAAAACCGUUCGCAUUACGUCAUGAAAAAUCGACAAUGUCAUUUUAAAAUUCAAUGCACCAGUUUCGCUUCAUCGUUUUUACAACGAGCAAGAGUCGAUCAAUUUUCUCUUACGCAACAUUUGUCCGACAUUGUUUAACGUUCAACGUUAGAAGAAUUCUACGAUCGUGACGCGAUUCAAGAGAAUAUCGAUAUUAAUUAUACCUGUCGUAUUAUUAACAUUUAUUAAAAAUACUAGUACUAUUAUUUGUAUUAUUUUUAUACGAUAUUCUAUUCUCUAAUUUAUUCAGAUUCUUGAGUACGCGUGACACGUUCAAGGUAACUAUCCGACCGAGUUUUACCAUUUCUAGGUCAUGAGUCGAGUAAGGCCCAAUAUCCGCCCACGAAGCGUAAGCGUAGUUUAUGUAUAAGUCGACGAUAAGUUUACGACAGUGUUCGCGCUACAAAGCGUACAAGCUUCGUCUCGUCGUUAAAAUGUCGAACGAUGAGGAAAACGCGUUCAUCCUAUAUCGCUACAUUCGUUCGUACUUGCAACGUACGCCUCGCUGACUGACAAUGUUAACGCCAGUCGUCACGACGAAAACGCGUAGCAACGAAAACCGCUCGCUACUGUUUCGUGGACAGUUGCAUAUUUCUGUGGGCACCUAGCAUCGCUCUAUUUAUCGUUAACGUCAACGCGUCUAAUACGCGCCUCUGAAAAGCUUCGCGGACAAUGACCUGUCCUACCUGUACAUUAUUUUGCGUAUGUUAUUACCUGUUUGUACGGAAACAAAGGACCGGUCAUCGAGAAAUGAAAUACUUUCGUAGAUUCGUUCGUACGAUCCACGACGACCGAUGGAACUCGUAAAAGCAUUUUCGCGUCCAUUAUCAAGAGAACGAGACAAUGGCUCGUUCGAGCGAAGAGAAACGCGGAUAAGACUUCUCCGUUUUGUCUUAUCCUGUCUGUACGUUUUAAUUGAAGCUCGCGCUAUUUCCUGGAAAGUUUCAGUCGCCAAAGUCGCCAAUGUCGCGUGUCUUCGCUACACUGCCUCGUAAACAACGUCUGUCUUCGAGAUUCUCUCGUACUGGUAACGGUAUUCUUUCGCAAUUUCUCCGACGACGGUCUUGGAGAAAUUUCAGACCGUUGGGUUGGUCGGUCUGAAAAGAUUUGUAAGACGACGUUCGAAUCGCUGAACGAAGGAAGAAGUUCGCGCGAAUGGAUGCGAAACACUUUGACGAAACGAUUUGAAUCGCGUCGAAAUUGUCGUUUGCUCGAUUCAUGGAUUCUUUGUAAACAAGUACGGCCCGUUGAUUAAUUAUGAGCUGGCUGAAGAUUCGUUUUGAAUAUACUGUUGAAAGUACCGUUGAAGUUGCAACGUUCUUCACGUUGUAUCGUUCGGAAAAAUUGUUCGUAAAGUUGUUGUUUGAAAAGCAGAAACAUUCAAUUCUCUCUACGUUCUUCUAUCGCGUUAAUUUCGCCCUGAUAAUUUAUUUCGUAAUAACAUUAAUUACGAUGUUUGAAAUUCUGCGCAAACACCAAACAGCUUGCUAGAAUUUUAUAUCAUAACGCUCGUCGGCUAUUCAAGCGGAAAUUUCUGCCAGCGAUGUAUAAAUUUAAUCGAGUAUUCGUAUAAUUUACAUAUCAUUGACCGACUAUUGUAAGAAAAUAAAGGGAACUCUGAUCUUAUGUAUGUUUUUCCUGUAACGCCAAAGGUGAUUCUACUUUUGUAAGGAAAAUAGUAGAGUAAAGAAUAUAUUAUUGACGAACAACGUGUUAGACGAUGAAUAUCCCGAACGAUAUUUUUCACGAUUGUGAUAGAAAAUACACGAGCUUGAUAGACCUGGACGCCACGUUCUCUCACGGAAUGGAACUCGAUGCUUGGGACCAGUGAACGCGAAGAAGCGCAUGCCUGUGGUACGUUUUUGUGGAACUGGAAAACUCGUACAAUAGACCAUUGGUUAACCACUUUUACGAAAGCUAUUUCAACGUCACUGUGACGUACAACUUUUUAUUGUGACAUCGCGUGGUUUUGUAGUGCCGUUAGGGACAAAAAUGGCCAACGAAAUUGUCGUCUCCUCUUUUCGUUUCACCGGUUCAAGUUCUUUUAUCAAUCAUCCGAGUAAUGAUUUAAUGUUUCGUGUAUUUUCUUCCUGUUACUUUAUAUCAUUUUAAUGGACAGAUAUGUCAUUAACGUAGACCUCAUAUGUUAAACGAUUACAAAGAUUCAGGAUUGUGAAAUACACACAGCGUCGGUGAAGUCAUCGAUUAUUCGAAAACAUUCCGUUCUUUCGAAAUCUAAAAAUUCUUUCAGCGUUCUAUAGUAUGUCUGCUAAAUAUAUAUCGUUUAUGCCAAUGAAA
This is a messenger RNA of Bombus pyrosoma, 6829 nucleotides long. RefSeq names its product alpha-(1,3)-fucosyltransferase C-like (gene FucTC). Bases 1858 to 3075 code for a protein of 405 amino acids. Gene Ontology annotation, cellular component: membrane. The record is from RefSeq and is a predicted model, not a curated record. Gene Ontology annotation, molecular function: alpha-(1->3)-fucosyltransferase activity. Lineage: Eukaryota; Metazoa; Arthropoda; Insecta; Hymenoptera; Apidae. The transcript is spliced from 3 exons.